This is a messenger RNA of Truncatella angustata, 741 nucleotides long. Its product is annotated as PRP38 family-domain-containing protein. Gene Ontology annotation, cellular component: precatalytic spliceosome. The transcript has a single exon. The annotation marks the transcript as partial. Lineage: Eukaryota; Fungi; Ascomycota; Sordariomycetes; Amphisphaeriales; Sporocadaceae. The record is from RefSeq and is a predicted model, not a curated record.
CACCGCGCCGACCCCUCCCGGUUCCUCGACGAGCGGCACUCGGCGCCGCUGUGCCCGAACGGGAUGAACCCGGCGACGCUGCUGGAGAAGGCCAUGAUCGAGCGGGUCAUCGACAGCUUCUACUUCAAGGACGCGUGCUUCGGGCUGAACGAAGCCGACGUCGUGGACCGGGUCGUGGCGCACGUCACCUUCGUGGGCGGCACCUACGGGUCCUCGCAGAAGCCCACGCCGUUCCUCUGCCUGCUGUUCAAGCUGCUGCAGCUCGGCCCCGGCGACGAUGUCUUGCGCGAGUACCUGGGCUACGGCGGCGACAAGUUCAAGUACCUCAGGGCGCUGGCCGCCUUCUACGUGAGGCUCACGAGGAGGAGCGAGGAUGUGUACAAGACGCUCGAGCCCAUCCUGGAGGACAAGAGGAAGCUGAGGCGGAAGGGCAACCAGGGGACCACGCUGACGUUUGUCGAUCAGUUUGUGGACGAUCUGCUCACCAAGGAGAGGGUCUGUGGUACGAGCCUGUGGCAGCUAACGAAGAGGGAGUUGCUCGAGGACCUGGACAAGUUGGAGCCGAGGGUCAGUCCGUUGGGUGAUAUCGAGGACUUGUUGGAGGAGAUGGAUGCCGAGGCAGACGCGCAGGCCAACGGAGAUGCUGGGAGCGACGAGGGCGAAGUGGAAGAGGUCGACCGUUCAGCUAGAUCGCGAUCUAGGAGUCGAGAGAGUGACCGCUCUAGGCGACGGUCAUACAGU